Messenger RNA from Nicotiana tabacum (common tobacco), 814 nucleotides. The record is from RefSeq and is a predicted model, not a curated record. Lineage: Eukaryota; Viridiplantae; Streptophyta; Magnoliopsida; Solanales; Solanaceae.
CCAAGCUCGAAGACAAAUUUUGAUGAAAACGACUGAACAUACACUCAACCAAGCAUAUGCUAUGAUCACACAAGAUGAAAGCCAACAAUCUUUGGGUGGUAGUGAAAUGGCAGAAAAUGUGGAUUCUAUGGCAAUGCAAGUUGGAAGAGGUCAAGUUUUUCGAGGAAUGAAACAAUUGCUACAAUGUGAGCAUUGCCAUAGGAAGGGCCACACCAAGGAGAAUUACUUCAAAAUCAUUGGUUGCCCUAAAGAUUUCAAAGGGAAGAAGAAUUAUCAGACUAGAGAAUAUAUGACUAAAGGACCUUUCACUGAAGCCAAUAAUGUGGAAGAACCGGCAACUUCCAAUUCACGUGGAGUAGCACAACAAAAGGGAGAUUACUUCUUUAAUAAAGCACAGUACCAGCAGAUACUUCACUUGCUCAUCAAGGAUUCAAAUGUUGAUAAUCAGACACAAGCAAACAUGGCAGGGUGAAGGGGAUUAGUAAGGAAAUUGGUGGCCUUUAUCUGAUAAGAGGAAGAAGAACAAAACAAAUAGUUGCUCAUAUCAAGUCUGUGGAGAAGAACAAAGAUACAAGAGAACUUUGGCACAGGAGAUUAGGACAUCCUUCAUUUGCAGUAAUGCAACAUGUUUCUUUUUUGCAUAAUAAAGUAGACAGUACAAUACACAAUAAAUGUUCUGUUUGUCCAUUAGCUCAGCAACAUAGGUUAAACUUCCCUAUUAGCGAGCACCUAAUUAAUAAGCCUUUUUAGCUUGUUCACAUGGAUGUAUGGGGACCUUAUAAGGUAGCUACACAUGUUAAUAAGCAUUACUUUC